Eruca vesicaria subsp. sativa (arugula) is the source of this 920-nucleotide messenger RNA. The record is from the annotation of a GenBank genome assembly. Lineage: Eukaryota; Viridiplantae; Streptophyta; Magnoliopsida; Brassicales; Brassicaceae.
GGCCAAUUUGGACCAGAGAGAAAACUUGGUCUUCUACUUCUUCCCCAUCCUCUACUUAAAAAAUAUUCCAUUUCUCAGCCAUGGCUGGUCUCGAUCUAGGCUCAACCUCUCGUUACGUCCACAACGUCGGACAAUUCUCCACCGACAACCACCACGAAGAUGACGGUGGCGCUGUAGGAAACCACCAACAUAACCAUCAUCAUGGUUUAGAUUUAAUAGUAUCUAAUGACAACCUUGGACUAGGCGGUGGCGGAGGAGGAGGAGGAGGAGGAAGCGGUGAUCUCGUUAUGCGGCGGCCACGUGGCCGUCCAGCUGGAUCAAAGAACAAACCUAAACCUCCAACCAUCAUCACGCGCGAGAGCGCAAACACUCUUAGGGCUCACAUUCUCGAAGUUGGAAGUGGCUGCGACGUUUUCGAGUGCAUCUCCACUUACGCGCGGCGGAGACAGCGAGGGAUCUGUGUUAUGUCCGGAACAGGAACCGUCACUAACGUCAGCAUCCGUCAGCCGACGGCGGUCGGAGCUGUUGUGACUUUGCGUGGCACUUUCGAGAUUCUUUCCCUCUCUGGAUCUUUUCUUCCGCCGCCUGCUCCUCCAGGAGCGACUAGCUUGACUAUAUUCCUCGCCGGAGCUCAGGGACAGGUCGUCGGAGGUAACGUUGUUGGAGAAUUGAUGGCGGCGGGGCCGGUGAUGGUCAUGGCGGCAUCUUUUACGAACGUGGCUUACGAGAGGUUGCCUUUGGACGAGCAUGAAGAGCAGUUAAUGGUCCAAAGCGGCGGUGGAGGAGGAGGAGGAGGAAAUAUUUACUCUGAAGGGAACAACGGUGGUGGAGGCUUGCCGUUCUUCAGCUUACCGAUGAGCUUGCCUCAUAUGGGUGCUGAAAAUUGGCAGGGGAGUUCAGCCGGUAGGGCUCCGUUUUAG